AUGUCUCUAGUAUGUGGUUCCUGUGCUGGUGAUAUCGGGGACAUUCAAAUAGAGUGUCAAGGCUUUUGUAAGGCAACCUUCCAUCCUAGCUGCUGUGGAGUUGCUGCCGAUACGUUCGAGGAGGUGAUGAGACUCAAUCAAUUUUUGUGGUUCUGUCCCUCGUGUAAGUCGCUUAUGAAAGACAUGCGUUUUCGGAAUACAUCUCUUGCCGCCUAUGAAGUAGGUCAAGAGCAUGCUCUCAACUCCCACAGCGAUAUUAUGAAAAACCUGAAAAACGAAAUAAUGAAUGAACUCAAGGCCGAAAUUCGAACCAACUUCGCAAAGCUGAUCAAUUCGAGUUCAUGCACUCCGAAGUCCUCUAAACGUGUUGGGAUCGAUCCAAGGUUCACACGAAGUAGGAGACUGUUCAAUACAGCUGCUAAACCAACCAUGGAUAAGCAGCCGCCCUUGCUGCUAGGGACCGGUAGUACUCCCUCUCCGUCAAUAGAAAUCGCCACUGUUCCACCGAAUCAACCAAAGUUUUGGCUGUACCUGUCGCGGAUAGCGAGAGAUGUGUCUGUCGAACAGGUCUGCGCCUUAGCUAAGAAACGUCUCGGCACCGAAGACGUCCAAGUCGUCCGGCUUGUGGCUAAAGGAAGGGACAUACGCACAAUGUCCUUCAUCUCGUUCAAAAUUGGCAUGAACUUGGAGUUGAAAUCUAAAGCUCUGUCUACAUCGACGUGGCCGAAAGGUGUCCUUUACAGGGAGUUCACCGACAACAGAUCCGAUGAAAAUUUUUGGCGCCCGGGAGCUGUAGCCGCAUCCGACGAUCCUUUGAGCAUUUCACCAGAAGCCGUCGUUUUAAUGGAAUAA
Aedes albopictus (Asian tiger mosquito) is the source of this 852-nucleotide messenger RNA. RefSeq lists its product as uncharacterized. Lineage: Eukaryota; Metazoa; Arthropoda; Insecta; Diptera; Culicidae. The record is from RefSeq and is a predicted model, not a curated record. The transcript has a single exon. The coding region runs from base 1 to 852 and encodes 283 amino acids.